GAUUGUCGAAGACAAGGAAAACAAAAAAAAUUUAAAAAAUAAAAAACAACCAAAAAUAAAAGAAAAAGAAAAAAAAAAAAUAAAGGCUUUGUUCACUUCUGUCCACCGUCUCCUCCAAUUGCCGGACCCUAAACCGCACGGCGAAGAGAAAGCAGCAGCGGUUGCCCGCCACUACCAUCAGAAUCUGUACCUGACAGGAGUUCUUUUUGCUGCCUUUUUUUUUUUUUUUGUGGUGGCACUGUUGGAAAUGUACACUUGACAACCACUUCUAUUCCACAUUGCGCUGGAUGGGAAAAAUUCUUUGAAUCAUGUGACCCUGAUUUGUCCAGGUUUGAUGUGGAUUAAAUGGCUAAUCAUUCUUUAAUUGUAUCCAAUGCUCCUCAUGAUAUAAUAGAGCAUCCGUUGGUCAUUGGUCAAGAAUUUGCUGAUGUGGAAACUUGUCGAAGAACGUUGAAAGAUAUUGCUAUAGCACUGCAUUUUGAUCUUCGAAUAGUUAAAUCAGAUCGCAGUCGGUUUAUAGCCAAGUGUAAUAAAGAAGGUUGUCCAUGGCGUGUCCAUGUUGCCAAAUGUCCUGGAGUUCCAACCUUCACAAUUAGAACCCUUCAUGGAGAGCAUACCUGUGAAGGAGUUCACAACCAUCAUCAUCAGCAAGCAUCAGUAGGUUGGGUUGCUAGAUCUGUAGAAGCACGCAUUCGAGAUAAUCCACAAUACAAGCCAAAAGAAAUCCUGCAAGAUAUCCGUGAUCAGCAUGGAGUUGCUGUUUCCUAUAUGCAAGCUUGGCGUGGGAAGGAGCGUAGCAUGGCUGCCCUUCAUGGAACUUUUGAAGAAGGGUAUCGCCUUCUUCCUGCAUACUGCGAGCAAGUAAGGAAAACCAACCCGGGAAGCAUUGCAACAGUUGUUGCCACUGGACAAGAAAAUUGCUUCCAGCGCCUCUUUAUUUCUUAUCGUGCAUCAAUCUAUGGGUUUAUAAAUGCUUGUAGGCCACUAUUAGAACUUGACAGAGCACAUCUUAAAGGGAAGUACUUGGGUACAUUACUUUGCGCAGCAGCCAUUGAUGCUGAUGAUGCAUUGUUUCCAUUGGCUAUUGCUAUUGUUGACGUGGAAAGUGAUGAAAGUUGGAUGUGGUUCAUGUCAGAAUUGCGAAAGCUGCUUGGAGUAAAUACUGACAAUAUGCCUAGACUCACAAUAUUAUCCGAAAGACAAAGAGGCAUUGUCGAAGCAGUGGAAACUCAUUUUCCAAGUGCUUGUCAUGGUUUUUGUCUGCGGUACGUUAGUGAAAAUUUCCGUGAUACAUUUAAAAACACAAAAUUGGUGAAUAUCUUCUGGAAUGCAGUUUAUGCACUCACGGCAGUCGAAUUUGAGAGCAAGAUUGCUGAGAUGGUAGAAGUUUCACAGGAUGUGAUACCAUGGUUUCAACACUUCCCUCCCCAACUCUGGGCUGUAGCAUAUUUUGAGGGUGUGCGAUAUGGCCAUUUUACACUGGGGGUCACAGAGUUGUUGUAUAAUUGGGCCCUUGAAUGUCAUGAGCUCCCUAUUGUGCGAAUGAUGGAGCAUAUUCGCCAUCUGUUGACAUCUUGGUUUAAUGAUCGCCGAGAUAUGGGCAUGAGAUUGACCUCUAUUCUUGUACCAUCUGCUGAGAAGCGGGUUUUAGAGGCUAUUGCAGAUGCUCGAUGCUAUCAAGUACUUCGUGCAAAUGAAGUUGAAUUUGAGAUUGUGUCAACUGAGCGAACAAAUAUUGUGGAUAUACGUAGUCGUAUUUGCUCAUGUCGACGUUGGCAGCUGUAUGGUUUACCUUGUGCACAUGCUGCUGCUGCUCUUAUUUCUUGUGGGCAAAAUGCCCAUCUAUUUGCAGAGCCUUGUUUCACAGUAGCAAGUUACCGUGAGACCUAUUCACAGAUUGUAAAUCCUAUUCCAGAUAAAAGCCAAUGGAGAGAAGCAGGUGAGGGAGCAGAGGGUGGAGGUGCCAAGGGUGAUAUCACAAUACGGCCACCGAAGAUUCGCCGGCCUCCAGGAAGGCCCAAAAAAAAGGUUCUUCGUGUAGAGAACUUUAAGCGGCCAAAGAGAGUUGUUCAAUGUGGUCGCUGCCAUAUGUUAGGACAUUCGCAAAAGAAAUGCACAAUGCCAAUUUGACCCGAGUUAGCCUGUUUAAAAUAUUUUGUUUUUGUUUUUCUAAUUGUUCUCAAUUGCAAUAGAAUCAAUGGUGUGCAUGUAAUAUCAAUGUAUAUUUGACUAUGUAGUUGCCAAAAUGAGGAUGCUGUCCUUUUUUUUUGGCGUUGUUUCGUCUGAA
This is a messenger RNA of Corylus avellana, 2287 nucleotides long. RefSeq lists its product as uncharacterized. Gene Ontology annotation, molecular function: zinc ion binding. The record is from RefSeq and is a predicted model, not a curated record. Lineage: Eukaryota; Viridiplantae; Streptophyta; Magnoliopsida; Fagales; Betulaceae.